This is a messenger RNA of Puntigrus tetrazona (Sumatra barb), 2830 nucleotides long. RefSeq names its product SAS-6 centriolar assembly protein (gene sass6). The coding region runs from base 124 to 2052 and encodes 642 amino acids. Gene Ontology annotation, biological process: centriole replication. Lineage: Eukaryota; Metazoa; Chordata; Actinopteri; Cypriniformes; Cyprinidae. The transcript is spliced from 17 exons. Gene Ontology annotation, cellular component: centrosome; centriole. The record is from RefSeq and is a predicted model, not a curated record.
CGGGAGCGAAGCGCGAAAAAACAAACCAGCAAAUGAUUCUUCCUCCAGCGUUCAAAAAAACACGAAUAAACGGCUAUUUUCUUAUGAUUGAUAUCGAUUUGGGGGUUAUUAUAUGAACUCGAAAUGACGGAAUUACUUUUUAACAAGAGGUUACAGGUCUUCGUGAAGAAUAAAGAUACCGAUGAGAGACGUUCAGUCAUUCGUAUAAGCAUUGAACUGCAGUCUUCAUCAAAUCCUGUUCAUAGAAAGGAUUUGGUUGUACGGUUGACGGAUGAUACUGAUCUUUAUUUUUUAUACAACCUUGUCAUAUCAGAAGAUGAUUUUCAGAGUUUAAAGGUACAACAAGGGCUUUUAAUAGACUUCACAUCAUUCCCGCAAAAAUUUAUCGACUUGCUCGAGCAGUGCAUCUCCGAACAGGACAAAGAAAACCCACGGUUUCUCUUGCAGCUCACGUCUGCUUCAUCGGCGUUUGAUCACAGUCCUUCGAACCUUAACAUCGUGGAGACGAACGCUUUUAAGCACCUCACACAUCUCUCUCUGAAACUGCUGCCGGGAUCUGAUACGGAUAUUAAGAAGUAUCUGGCCAUCUGUCUGUCCAGCGUUAAGGAGGAAAAGCAGGGGUUGGAACAAAAGCUGAGAAAGACCGAGGAAGAUCUGACCAGACAGCUAAAUUAUGCGCAGCAAACCCUGUCUGAGAAAAGUCGCGAGCUGGACAAACUGCGAUCUGAAUGGACGUCACAAACGACCUCUCUGUCCAGCAGACACAUGCAAGAUCUCACAGCUGAGCGAGAAAAAGCUCUCGAGACCCAAGCCCGUCUGCAGCAGCAGAACGAUCAGCUGCGUCAGGAGCUCGAGUCGUCUCAUCACAGAAGCACCCAGCAGCUCCAAACCAAAGUCUCCGAGCUGGAGACGGCCAACAGAGAGCUCACCGACAAGAAAUACAAGAGCGACUCCACCAUCCGAGACCUCAAAGCCAAGCUGGCCAGCCUGGAAGAGGAGUGUCAGCGGUCGAAGCAGCAGGUCCUGUCGCUCAGGAGAGAGAACGGCGCCCUCGAUGCCGAAUGCCACGAGAAAGAGCGCCUGGUGAACCAGCUGCAGACGCGAGUGGCCGUCUUCGAGCAGGAGAUCAAAGAUAAAGACCAGCUCGUGCUGCGCACCAAAGAAGUGCUGGAGGCCACGCAGCAGCAGAAGAACUCUGUGGAAGGAAAUGUUGAAAGCAAGCAGGUUCAGAUCGGCAAGCUGGAGGCCACGGUGAAGUCCCUGUCGGAGGAGCUCAUCAAGGCGAACGGCAUCAUCAAGAAGCUGCAGGGCGAUCUGAAGGCGCUGGUGGGGAAGAUCAAGGUGAAGAACAGCGUGACGGUGUCUCAGGAGAAGAUCCUGCAGGAGACCACCGAGCGACUGCAGCGGGAGCAGAGAGAGCUGCAGGACGCCCAACAACGGCUCCGGCAGAAAGAGGACGAGGUAAUAAAAGUGAAGGAACAGUUGGACGCUGCGGUUCAGAAACUGGACGAGAGCAGGGAAGUGUUAAAAACCAAUGAGAACGUUAUAACGUGGCUGAACAAGCAGCUGAAUGAGAACCAGCUCUCUCGGAAACAGGAAACGUUAGGAGUGUUCGAGACUCCCGCCGCGGCUCUGAGAACAGGAAGUGUUCCUCACAAUAUGCUUGAUAGCAAAGGCUUCCCCUCGUCUUUGGGACAGGGCUUCCCCAUCACCUCUACGAUUAACUCCAAAUAUCCUCUUCCUCUUUCCUGCGUGAGCUCAGGACCUCGCUCUGUCCUGUCAGCACACAAUCAGACGUCUGGACCAAAGGUCCAGUUUAACCCCAUGAGUGUGAAAUCUUCGUCAGCAGAUGUUAGUCCCACCGCUCUCUCCCAGCCCGCCCAUAAAGAGAACGGAGAACCUGUUGGUCUGGACUCCAAGUACUUUGAGAGAAGAGAUGACAGCAUUCCUCUCCGUGGCCUUCUACCCAGCAUGCAUCUCAACAGAGAAGUCCCUAAGCCUUUGAACACGGCUGGAGCGAAACCAACGGCGUCCGCGUAUUUCCCAGGAUGACCACGAGCAGCAGUUUAGACUCUAUUCACCACUACGUUGUGAGUAAACCAACGCCACCAAUGAGAUGGAAAUCCAUUGUAGAUCAUAUUCACGUUUGUUUAAUAUGUCUUCCAUUUAAAACAUUUUAUUUUUAAACUCGUUUCUCUACGCGUUUAACAUGGAAACCGGUUAUUGCCACAGAAUAAAAAAAAAACUGCAAUUUUACGAAAAAAGGCAUCUAGAAAGAAUUGCGGUUUUAAAUCUUGAGGUCCGAAUUGCGGUUGUUUUUAUAAUAUCAUCAACUUUUACUUUUUCUGUGACAGGAGUUCUGAGUUAUCCUGCGGUUCUGACUUUUAACUUGGAAUUCUGUUAAAUAUAAAUCUAAAACAUUGAAAGGUAAAAAGUCUUUUGUUAGUUUUUUUUACGUUUCAUAGUGGAAGCAACAAAAUGGUGGAAUAUAAACUCAGAAUCACAAGGAAAAAAGUAAAAAUUAUGAGCAGAGACAGUCGUUACCUUUAUUUUGCGGCGUAACGGGUUUCCAUAGUUGACGACGAGUUUUUUUGAGCGUUAGCAUGGAACUAAUUUAUCAGUAAUAAUGGUGCUAAGUUUUUGUCCUUUAAGUCUGUCUCCUCGGUUGAUCGCGCUGCGCAAAGACCAUCUCGAACGAACUUUUGCCAAACUUUUAGAGAGACAGUGUGGUUUGCUGUGUAAAACUGUAUAUAAUUUAUUGUGUGUACAUUUCUAUAUUUUUGUAUUUAUGGUUAACUAUAAUAAACUUUGUAAUCUGUUUUAUCGUGGA